AUGGUUGGGAAUCAACCCAACCUCCACAUUGGAUCGCCGCAAUCUCUCCUCCCCCUUCCCUCCCUUCUCUCCCUUCCCUCCCUUCUCUCCCUUAUCUACCUUCCCUCCCUUCCCUCCCUUCUCUCCCUUCCCUCCCUUCCCUCCCUUCCCUCCCUUCCCUCCCUUCCCUCCCUUCCCUCCAUUCCCUCCCUUCUCUCCCUUCCCUCCCUUCCCUCCCUUCCCUCUCUUCUUUCCCUUCCCUCCCUUCCCUCCCUUCCCUCCCUUCCCUCCCUUCUCUCCCUUCCCUCCCUUCCCUCCCCUCCCUCCCUUCCCUCCCUUACCUCCCUUCCCUCCCUUCCCUCCCUUCCCUCCCUUCUCUCCCUUCCCUCCCUUCCCUCCCUUCCCUCCCUUCCCCCCCUUUCCUCACUUUCCUCCCUUUCCGUCCCUUCCCUCCUUUCUCUCCCUUCCCUCCCUUCUCUCUCCCCCUUACCUUCUCCUCCAUCCCUCCGGACUGCCCCCAUCAGUGCCAACCCUCUCUGCGCAUCUUUUGUUUCUCCCCCUUUUGUUCUUCACAUCCCGCCUCAUCAUCUCGCUACCCCGCCUCCCCAUCUCCCCUUCCUCUCAGUUCCUCUGUUUCUGCCCUUUCGUCCGACCUCUUCAUCCUCACCCCUCCACCCCGCAUCCCCAUCUCUUCCCCCCCUCUUCCCUUUCCCUCCCUGCAUCCCCAUCUCCCUGCAUACCUCUCUCCCCUUCCUGCUUCCCCAUAUCCACUGCAUGUUUCCCCAUCUCUCCUCCCUGCAUCCCCAUCUCUCCUCCCUGCAUCCCCAUCUCCUCACCUGCAUCCCCAUCUCCUCACCUGCAUCCCCAUCUCCUCACCUGCAUCCCCAUCUCCCCUCCCUGCAUCCUCCCGAAACCCUUCCGAAGCCUGCUUCUCCUUACUUCUCCCCUGCUCCCUCCUGCCUCCCUUCAUUUCCCCCCCUGAUUCCCAUCAUUUCCCCCCCUGAUUCCCAUCAUUUUCCCUCUUCACUUCUGGGAGCGCAUGCACGGGAAGGGAAGGGAGAAGGGAUCGGGAAGAGAAGGGUGGGGCAGGAGAAGGGAAGGGCAGGGAGUGGAGAUGUGAAGGCAGGGAGUGGAGAUGUGAAGGCAGGGAGUGGAAAUGUGAAGGCAGGGAGUGGAAAUGUGAAGGCAGGGAGUGGAGAUGUGAAGGCAGGGAGUGGAAAUGUGAAGGCAGGGAGUGGAAAUGUGAAGGCAGGGAGUGGAGAUGUGAAGGCAGGGAGUGCAGAUGUGAAGGCAGGGAGUGCAGAUGUGAAGGCAGGGAGUGGAGAUGUGAAGGCAGGGAGUGGAAAUGUGAAGGCAGGGAGUGGAAAUGUGAAGGCAGGGAGUGGAGAUGUGAAGGCAGGGAGUGGAAAUGUGAAGGCAGGGAGUGGAAAUGUGAAGGAAGGGAGUGGAGAUGUGAAGGCAGGGAGUGCAGAUGUGAAGGCAGGGAGUGCAGAUGUGAAGGCAGGGAGUGGAGAUGUGAAGGCAGGGAGUGGAAAUGUGAAGGCAGGGAGUGGAGAUGUGAAGGCAGGGAGUGGAAAUGUGAAGGCAUGGAGUGGAAAUGUGAAGGCAGGGAGUGGAGAUGUGAAGGCAGGGAGUGCAGAUGUGAAGGCAGGCAGUGCAGAUGUGAAGGCAGGGAGUGGAAAUGUGAAGGCAGGGAGUGGAAAUGUGAAGGCAGGGAGUGGAGAUGUGAAGGCAGGGAGUGGAAAUGUGAAGGCAGGGAGUGGAAAUGUGAAGGCAGGGAGUGGAGAUGUGACGGCAGGGAGUGGAGAUGUGAAGAGCCCCUCAGGUGGAUUGCCUCGUCAGCGAGUGAUGAUUGGCCAUUGA
Messenger RNA from Closterium sp. NIES-65, 1842 nucleotides. The record is from the annotation of a GenBank genome assembly. Lineage: Eukaryota; Viridiplantae; Streptophyta; Zygnematophyceae; Desmidiales; Closteriaceae.